AAUGAGCGGUGGGAUCAUAAAUUAGGAGGCGGGGAGAGGGCGGGGCAUCAUGGCCGCCCCCGAAUGCUCUGCGUCCGGGGGCUUGUGGGAGUCGCACCGACCAGCAGCACCGCCACCGCAGACUCGCCUUCUGCCCUCAGCAGCCGAGCCUUGGUCGAGCCCGGGCAGCUCUGCUAGGCGGCGGCUGGAGAGGGAACUAUGGGGACGGUGCACGCCCGGAGUUUGGAGCCUCUUCCAUCAAGUGGACCUGAUUUUGGAGCAUUAGGAGAAGAAGCUGAAUUUGUUGAAGUUGAACCUGAAGCUAAACAGGAAAUUCUUGAAAACAAAGAUGUGGUUGUUCAACAUGUUCAUUUUGAUGGACUUGGAAGGACUAAAGAUGAUAUCAUCAUUUGUGAAAUUGGAGAUGUUUUUAAGGCUAAAAACCUCAUUGAAGUAAUGCGGAAAUCUCAUGAAGCCCGUGAAAAAUUGCUUCGUCUAGGAAUUUUUAGACAUGUGGAUGUUUUGAUUGAUACAUGUCAAGGUGAUGAUGCGUUACCAAACGGGUUAGAUGUCACCUUUGAAGUCACUGAACUAAGGAGGUUAACGGGCAGCUAUAACACCAUGGUUGGGAACAACGAAGGCAGUAUGGUCCUUGGCCUCAAACUCCCUAAUCUUCUAGGACGUGCAGAAAAGGUGACUUUUCAGUUUUCCUAUGGAACAAAAGAAACUUCGUAUGGCUUGUCCUUCUUCAAACCACAGCCCGGAAACUUCGAAAGAAAUUUCUCUGUAAACUUAUAUAAAGUUACUGGACAGUUUCCUUGGAGCUCACUGCGGGAGACAGACAGAGGAAUGUCAGCCGAGUAUAGCUUUCCCCUGUGGAAGACCAGCCACACGCUCAAGUGGGAAGGCGUGUGGCGAGAGCUGGGCUGCCUCUCCAGGACUGCGUCGUUUGCUGUUCGAAAAGAAAGCGGACAUUCACUUAAGUCAUCUCUUUCGCAUGCCAUGGUCAUUGACUCUCGGAAUUCUUCCAUCUUACCAAGAAGAGGUGCUUUGCUGAAAGUUAACCAGGAACUGGCAGGCUACACCGGUGGGGAUGUGAGCUUCCUAAAGGAAGAUUUUGAGCUUCAGCUAAAUAAACAACUUGUAUUUGAUUCAGUUUUUUCAACAUCUCUCUGGGGUGGAAUGUUGGUACCCAUUGGUGAUAAACCAUCAAGCAUCGCUGACAGGUUUUACCUUGGGGGGCCGACAAGUGUUCGUGGAUUCAGCAUGCACAGCAUCGGGCCGCAGAGUGAAGGAGACUACCUGGGUGGAGAAGCGUACUGGGCCAGUGGCCUGCACCUGUACACCCCGUUACCUUUCCGGCCAGGCCAGGGCGGCUUUGGAGAACUUUUCAGAACACACUUUUUUCUCAACGCAGGAAACCUCUGCAACCUCAACUAUGGCGAGGGCCCCAAAGCUCACAUUCGCAAGCUGGCUGAGUGCAUCCGCUGGUCUUACGGUGCUGGGAUCGUCCUCAGGCUGGGCAACAUUGCUCGGCUGGAACUUAAUUACUGCAUCCCCAUGGGAGUGCAGAGGGGUGACAGGAUAUGUGAUGGCGUCCAAUUUGGAGCUGGGAUAAGAUUCCUGUAGCUGACGCUCCCUCCAGGAGAAGCUCUGGGACACGGGCAGCAGCACAUCACCUGGGUCACACGUGUCCUCCCAGAAUAGACACAGCUGAGCGAUGCUGUGACUGCAGUCCUUGUGGGAAACUAUCUCAAUAAAUUUUAAAGACAAGCACUCGACGCCUCUUGGAUAUGUUUUGCUCUCACAGCCAGCAAGUCCUCGCCAGCUUUCCUCCAGGACACACAAUUCAUAUCUCUCAAAGUAAUAUUUUGGGAUAUUCUUAAUUAGUCACAUGUGGAAAAAAGUUUAAAAAAAGUUAAACCUCCUUUGAAUUCUUCAAAAAAUGGUGCCAUAUGAAAAUGAAAAUGUCCAGGUGGCAGGUGGUGCCCCGAUAGGCCUUAGCUGGAAUACUUUACUCUUGGGUUUUCCCCACUCCAAGGUAGGGCUGAGUCCCCAUCUCUUCAGUCUUCCCCGUAACCUGUUUAUGUCUUUGCCAAGAGACCUUGGCCUGGCUCCAGCCGCGUCAUCCCUGGUCCAAGCUGUCAGGCCCCCCAGGACUAUCUUACCCUCACUGCCUGCAUGAGCUGCAGGGAUUUUGUAGAGAACAUGUAAGAAGAAACAGUUUUGCCUUUCUUUUAGUAGUCUGAAACAUGGGAAAAUAUACUUUUACCCUGUAAAUUGUUUAUUGUUUACAGUUUCACAUUUACUCUUUUGGCAAAAUAAAUCCAUGUUAAAACAC
Messenger RNA from Galeopterus variegatus (Sunda flying lemur), 2320 nucleotides. It is a transcript of the gene SAMM50, whose product is annotated as SAMM50 sorting and assembly machinery component. Lineage: Eukaryota; Metazoa; Chordata; Mammalia; Dermoptera; Cynocephalidae. The transcript is spliced from 15 exons. The record is from RefSeq and is a predicted model, not a curated record. Gene Ontology annotation, biological process: mitochondrial respiratory chain complex assembly; protein insertion into mitochondrial outer membrane. Bases 199 to 1608 code for a protein of 469 amino acids. Gene Ontology annotation, cellular component: SAM complex; outer membrane.